Messenger RNA from Sus scrofa (pig), 624 nucleotides. NCBI's taxonomy places the organism in Eukaryota, Metazoa, Chordata, Mammalia, Artiodactyla, Suidae. The record is from RefSeq and is a predicted model, not a curated record.
AUGGAGAGAGCCAACAGCACGUUGGUCACUCAAUUUGUCUUCGUGAGAUUUUCCAACUCCCCACGUCUCCAGCUGCUCUUUUUCCACCUCUUCCUCCUGGUCUACCUCUUAUCUCUGGUGGGCAAUGCACUCAUUGUGCUCAUUGUGGCCCUGGAUGGGCACCUCCAUACUCCCAUGUACUUCUUUAUCUGCAAUCUCUCCUCGGUAGAGCUCUGGUACACCACAGUCACCGUGCCCAAAAUGCUGGCCAAUUUUCUCAGUUCCCCAGGGGUCAUCUCAGUUCCCAACUGCAUCACCCAGUACUACUACUUCUUCUCUUUGGCUGCCACGGAGCUCUUCAUUCUCACCACCAUGGCCUUUGACCGCUAUGCUGCCAUCUGCCGACCACUCCACUACCCACUACUGCUCAGCCCUCAAACUUGUGGUAUCCUGGCUGGGGUCUGCUGGUUUAUGGGAUUCCUCUGCCCCAUGUUCCCCUCAUUCCUCCUUGCAAAAACCUCCUUCUGUACCCCCAACCAGAUCAACCACUUCUUCUGUGAUGCCGAUCAGAUUUUCCGCCUUUCCUGCACAGACACAUAUGCUAUCAGGCUGUGGGCUAUGCUUUUAGCACUGUCAUUAUCCUAG